CACCUUCCAGUCCUCUUUGCCUCAUCGCACACGCCCUCGAAACAAACAUCCACCCUCCCCAGGCCGGGCACGCUCUCUGCUGAUAUCAUCGCUUCUGGUGGACGCAUACACUUCUCUGCCCCCUGCUCACCUGGCAAGCCACCUGGUAGCCACAGUACAACGGCUAAGUCGAGCCGCCUGUUGCGAGAGGUUGCUGCCCUUCAUCUUAAACAUAAUUCCCACUCUGUCAAUGCUUGCCCCGGCUUGCGCAGGCACGGAGUAACGCCUCGAGUCAUAUAUGCUGCCCGCCUUGCUGUCCACUCACUGUCUCUCUGUGUUCGGCUCAGCAUCGUCCGUCCCUGGUAGUCGGCGCUCAGUUUCCUGAAGCAAACACCUCCGGUUUAGAUAAUCGCAUAUCCCACAACACAUCUGGCGCCCCGGAUCUUUCGACACACAUCUUGUCGCCGUAAAACCCCCGAUCGCCCGCUGCAGGCCUUUUCUCAGAUCGAUGUCGCUGCCCGACAUGGCAGCCGAGAGCAUCUCUGGCGCUCGACCGAUCCUGCCGCAGUCUACGCAGACCUCUGGCUUCCAGUUUGCGAACACUGGUGUUGCGCACCGCGAUGUGCCGCAACAACGAAACUAUGUUUUCGUCGACGAGCACAACAGACAUAAGAGGUUGAAGGUUAUGCGUGCAUGUGAGGGUUGUAGACGGAGAAAAAUCAAAUGCGAUGCGGCGACGACAAAUUCGUGGCCAUGCGCGGCAUGUACACGACUAAAACUAAACUGUGUGCCACCCACCGUCAGCUACGAAAAAGACUCCAGCCAACCCGGCGUUCAUACAUUCGAGAUUCAACGGCCAAAUGAAUACCCCGCUAUCCCCAUCGGUACCAUUGGCGAUUACCAGCGACCGCAGAUACCCUCUCAACCGAGCUACCAAGCCAUGUCAACAAACAUGCCUCCUCAUGUUCCGUCUCAGACAUACGAGCCUCUCUCUACUUACUCGACGCCGGCAUAUAUGACCCCUACCACGGCUCACGAUGCUCAAUAUGCCGCCAUGCCUGCGACGACGAUGUCGGCUCACAGUAUGGCUGGAUUCGCUGGCUACACCGCUCAUUCUGUGUCAACACAGCCUCGCAACGACUCGAUCGACGCAUCAUAUCACCCUCCUUUACAUAGAGCAAACUCUCUCGACAGUUCUUGGAAUCGACCUCCCGUGGACGUUUCUGCUUUACGGCAAAACUCUCUCGACAGUGGCUGGAGAUCCGAACCAGGAGUCUCCCCGUCUGCCGACGUUCUCGCCGAAGCCAUGGGAGGUUUGAAAAUCGACCAUCUUGCUAUUGCACCGUACAUUGCGGACCGGAACAAACUGGCGGAAGCUCCUGCCGUAGCAGAAUACGAAGUCGAUAUUCCUCAGCAUUCGAGUCCUGAUCAGCCCCUAUCGAUUCCUCCUGAGAUGAUGCCCAGUGACGAACAGGCCCUGCAGUACUUUCAAUAUUUCUUUGCUAAUAUACAUCCAUAUGUACCAGUUCUUAAUCGCCAAUUUUUCUAUCAGCAAUGGAGUUCGAGCCGAAACUCAAUUUCGCCGCUUCUGCUAGAGGCUAUCUUUGCUUGUACCACCAUGACGCUAGAGGAUCACGCUCAAGCUAGCAAAUGGCUAGCACUUGCUACUAAGCAUGAAGAAAGCUUCAAAGACGUUCCACGACUGAGCACGAUUCAGGCCUCGCUAAUUCUGCUGAAAGCUAGGGAGGGGGCCCCGAAGCGAGGCUACUUUUAUCGUUCGUGGAUGACUGUUGUAAAUGUGGUGGCGAUGGCAAAGGAUCUUAAUUUCCACGAACACAAGGCUGAUCAUGACGCUGGACAACCCUGCGGCUCCUCACCCUACGAAUGUGUUGCAAAGACCCGAAUAUGGCAACUGCUGUACAUUUUGGAAGGAAUGAUUGGCGGGCCUCAAGGGCGCCGUGACUUUAGCGUUGACCCAGAGACCGUUGACUUCAACCCUCCAGCGAGAGUACCUGGACUUGAUGAAACCGACUUCCAAGUGUCGUUCCAAUUCGUGUACCUGGCGCGUUUGGUCCAAAAUGUUCGGGGGAUCAUUCGCAUAUAUGCAAAAGUAAAAAAGCUCAAGGACUGGUACUUGGAUCCAGAAUUUGUUGGGCAUGAUCAAGUGUUUCCCAAAUGGCUACGAGAACUUCCCCAGAGUCUACUUGUCGUAAUUCCUGAGGAUGGAUCAACUCCGUAUCUGCCGAAUUCAUUCACGGCAAACAUGAACUGCUAUCACUACCUGAGUGUUGUUAUGCAACAUAGACCGCAAGUGCACUAUCUCACAGCGACGGACGGCAAUUGGAGACAACAUAUGAUCAUAUGCCACGAUGCGGCAAAGAAAAUUUGCAGGAUCCAGGAGGCGAUAUUGGAGAACUUUGGAAUGCCUGGCAUGUUGUGCAUGCUGCGCGGCAUCAGCUUUACCGUAUAUUGCGUGCUCACCUGUGUCAUGCUACACCUUGCAUCAAUCACGUCACCAGAUCCCGAACUCAAUUGUGAAGCACGCGAUUACUUCGUUCGGCACAUGCGAAUUUUGGAACAAGUUAUUCCUCACUGGCCACUUCCAGAGGUUCAAGCCCAGGUGAACAGCUUGCGGGAAGCCUUCUCUGCGGACACAAGCAAACCGUUCGAUUUGAAGCCCAGCUUUCCGUUCGGCAGUCCAUCCGCCCAGAAUGCCAGCCCUAUCACCGACGGUGCGUACACCCAGCAACCACAUUCUGUGUCUAGACCAUCCGUUGUAGCCCAAAGAGCAACAGUCUCUUUGGAACCACCGGCACAGGUCAGCUAUACCACUAGUAUUCCUCAACACCCCAUAUCGCCUCCGGUUUCAACAACGGAUGAGGUGCCAAAGGCUGAUUCACCCGUAGUUCAAGGCUUGGCGAUGAUGGGCGCAGGACAACCAAACCAAGGCGUUCAGGGACCAGAAGGUUAUCAGCAGCAGUGGAACCCGACGAAGAUAUUCGAUCAAUGGAACGCUGCCUUCGGAACACCUGCUUCAUCGACGUCACAGCCAUCCCCUCCCAUGCAACGGAAUCAACCUGGUACAUUCGACGUUCGCUCAAACCAAGAGGGCUUGUCGUCUCAGUAUCACUCGACACCGCCUCAAGCGAAUUAUGCAGCGCCAGACGCCAAUUUGCAAAUGCAGACCGGCAUACCAGCUCAGCAGCAAGGAAGCUAUCCUCCAUCUCAAUCUAACUCAUUCGUGUCACCCAGUAUGUGGCAGCAAGUUGUCGCAAAUUCACUCGUUGAUGGCCGCAAGCGUAUGUGGACGGACUACAACAGUGGCCAAGGCAUGAGUAUGGAUGCUAUGGCUAAACGACAGCGAUAGCCUCAGUCCAGCAAUGUUGCAAAAGAUGAAUUCGGCCCGGAGGCCCCAGUUCACGCAAUGGAGUUUAUCCCUCAUAUUUUAGCAGCAUGCAGCGUCUUGCGGUGCCUACACCUUCAUGACUAUGCUCGCGCGACAUGAUGAACAAGGGCCCUUGACGUGAUCGGCUGGAAAUCAACUGCCGACUCAAGCUCUUUCACCCCACAUUGUAUCAGUAAAGGCGCUUCUGCAAGGAAACGACAGGCCCCAACGCGGACUAUCCUCUUUCUGAUCAUCUAAGCAGCUCACGUAGUUGCUCAUGUCUACUUUUCGCCGAUAUGAGUCGGCAACCUCUAUAUCUAGGACCAGCACCAGGGGAGUGGAAAGUCGGAUCUAUAAGAUGGUUCCUUAGUCAAGACGUAUUGGCACUGCAUUUCAUCACCCUUUCCGGCCUAAAGGGACGAACAGCCGUCAGAUGAACACGUGCUUGGGUCACCGCUGGGCAGGCCUCCCUUGAUCAACCAAGGCCCGUCCUCAGGCGCCCCCCCCCUUCCUUGGCUUCCCGUCGAUCGGGGGAAUGCUGCCACGAGGCUUCGAAACCAGUCUUUUCCGACCGUUAAAACCGUCGACUUCUGACGUGUGCACACUAUGUUCACUUGUCAGGACAGCCUAUCUUUGCUCUCACUCAAAGAGUGCUGAUGCAGGCCAAGAAGUCUUACCAAACCGGUGAGGCUUCAUUUUAGUAUCAACUUUCGCAGCACUCCCGCAAGCGCUUUUGAGCAUCAAGCACACCUCAGACUACUCAACUCCUGCUUCCUCCAACGAACGCUGGGCUGGUCCAAGCGUUGGCGGAUUACAGUGUGCAGUGCUGACGGGGGGUGGGUACGUACCAUGAUCCUAGCUAACCUGUUCAUAUUGCUUUUUCGCUCGCUUAGCCGAGGUGUGGGACUUCUACUUUUUUUUUUCCUGCCUGCGACGGAGCAGUUCUCAACAUGGGUCUAUUGUUUAUGAGCCUCAAAACCUGGCGUCGAAGCGUGUGCAAGCAAAAAAAAAGUAAUGCAGCAUGGCCGUCGGAAAAAAAAAAGACCGCCGACCUCCUUCGAUCAUUCUUCAUGGUAUACCCCGCCCAGAAGUCUUUGUAAUGGCUUGGCACAUGGUUUGAUGUACGCAAUUCUUUCCCAUAGCGCUUUUCGGUGGCUGCAAUGUACGAUAGAACUUGAUGACCUGAACGAGUGAAUAAUGUGACCUGCGAUACCAGAUAUGAUGAAGUCAGGGAUAAUAAUUGUUUUUCUUUUUUUUUUUUUUUGAAAGAAAAGAAAAAUGAAAAGAAAAAUAACCACUAAAAAAAAUAUAUACUCUCCCCAACACCGUAAUUGGGAAGGAAAAGAAAUG
Messenger RNA from Verruconis gallopava, 4714 nucleotides. RefSeq lists its product as uncharacterized. Lineage: Eukaryota; Fungi; Ascomycota; Dothideomycetes; Venturiales; Sympoventuriaceae. The transcript has 7 exons. Bases 488 to 3346 code for a protein of 952 amino acids. The record is from RefSeq and is a predicted model, not a curated record. Gene Ontology annotation, biological process: regulation of DNA-templated transcription; DNA-templated transcription. Gene Ontology annotation, molecular function: DNA binding; DNA-binding transcription factor activity, RNA polymerase II-specific; zinc ion binding.